Molecule: messenger RNA, 3466 nt
Organism: Gryllus bimaculatus (two-spotted cricket)
Lineage: Eukaryota; Metazoa; Arthropoda; Insecta; Orthoptera; Gryllidae
Source: the annotation of a GenBank genome assembly
AUAAGGGGGUGUAUCGAAGGAGCGCAUGCUCAUGUAUUUGUGUAUGUCGUAUCGUCACAGGUUAUGUCAGAUCCAAGCAUGAAGCGGCACGCAUGCGCCCAUACUCAACACACGUGGAGAAGUGACUUCCGGAGUGUAUUGUGUUUCAAAAAGCGAAAACAAGAGGAACAGUACCAGAUGAAACGGAGAUCUUGAGUACUCGUUCUUUACGUGCGUCAUAAUGUGUUAAAUGGAACCUAGCAUAAAAAUACUCCAGCCUUGGCCAGUCCAAAAUGGGACGGACGGUAUCACUUUCCUCUUCGGUGUAAGAAUUAACUCGCUUUUGUUUGCUUAAAUUCAGCGUGUGGUUAAGGUUCGAACUGAAACAAUGAAGGUAAAACUAAAGGCAGAACCACCUGUACCGCCAGGUACAGUGAUAUUGACAGCUAAACCAUUUGCAUUUGUAUUGAAAUCGAAGCUGAGGAGUGAUCGUUGUAAUCAUUGUUUUAAUAGAGCAAAAGUUUUGAGGUGUUCUGGCUGCCAGUAUUUGUAUUAUUGCUCACGUGAAUGUCAGAAGCAAGCAUGGAAUGAGCAUAAAUAUGAAUGUAAUUACUUGAGGAAAAUUGCACCUCGCACAGUGCCUGAUGCUGCCCAUUUAAUGGCAAGAAUUAUUCUUAAGUUGCAGAGAGGAGGUGAUCAAGAGAAAGAUUAUUACUCAGCUACUGGUUUUAGAAAAUUUAAAGAUCUUAUGUCACAUUAUUCUGAUUUGAAAGAAGAUGCAAAACGAAUGGAACACUUCGCAUCUUUGAGUGCUGUUCUUCUUGACUUAUUGGGAGAAAGUAAUUUGCCUAACACAGCAGAGUUAAUGGGUAUAUAUGGUCGUGUAUGUGUAAAUAGUUUCAACAUACUGGAUCCCGAGAUGCUUGCUAUUGGUACUGGUAUCUAUCUUUCUGCAUCUAUAAUAGACCAUUCCUGUGAUCCAAAUGCGGUUGCAGUAUUUGAAGGAACAACAUUGUACAUAAGAACCAUAAAACAAUUUUCUACCCUCGAUUGGAAAAAGGUAAGGAUUACCUACAUUGAUCUUCUAAAUUCAGCCCCAGCUCGACGAACAGAGCUUCAAACAGGGUAUUAUUUUCUUUGUGACUGCAAACGUUGCUUAGACAGUGAAGAACACUUGCUUAUGAAUUCAGUCCAGUGCCCAGAUUCUGCAUGCAUAAAACCUGUUCCUGUUGUGUCUGCUUUAGAUAGUGAUAGAGUCUGCCCCUCUUGUGGUCAUAAUAUUAAAUCUGAAACCUUGAAGCAAUACCAAGAAUUAUUGGAUUUUACUCAACAACAAUUGGAAGUGAUGAAAGAUAUUGCUUGUAUCCUUAGCACAAAUUUAGAUGUGUGUAAAGUUUGUCUUAAGAAACAGCAAGGUCUCUUCCACCCCUUGAAUAUUUAUCAUGUGAAAAUGCUGGAUUUAGCAUUUGAAAGCAGUAUUGAAAUGUGCCAAUGGGAACAAGCAUGUCAAUUUGGUGCUGAGGUGAAACAAGGCUACAGGAGGUAUUAUGGUGAAUUUCAUCCCCUAACUGGAAUAUUUCACUUGAAAUUGGGAAAGCUUCUACUUCAUCAGCAACACGUCCAAAAGGCAUGGGAGGAACUUCUAGAAGCAAAGAGGAUUUUAGCCAUUACUCAUGGGGAAAACCAUAUUCUUUUCAAGAAAGAUUUCAUCCCAUUAUUGAUUCAGUGUGAAAAUGAACUUCAAUCCGAGAUGGUAAAUAAAUACUAGUGUCCUGAAGUAAUGACUUUGAGUGGAAACUUUCACCAUUCGAUCAUAGAGUUCUUUCAUAUUUGUGGUAUCUGAUGUAACAUUAUUACUAUUGUUUUUAGGCAUCACUUCCUUGUCUAACAGUUUUUUAUUGUUUUGUUCAAUAGAGAUUGUGAAGAAUAUAUUGCACUAGCAGCAGACAAUUAUGCAUUCCUUUUUUGAGAUCAUUUUUCUGUGCCAAUUGCUGCCCACCUGGUCUAGAGAUUCAUUCUGAAUAACACUAUAUCGUAAAGCUGAUGAAGUUACAAAACCAGAAAUUCAGUGUUAAAAGCAAUUGCACUUUCUGUAAUCAUAAAUCAGAGAAAGUUACAAUAUUUGAUUUUCCCAACAACAACAAACAGGACUUGAGAAGAAUAUUGUAGCUAUUGAAGUAAAUUUUGUUAAAAACAGAAACUUAUCAUUAUAUUUAACAGAAAGAUGUAUAUCUUAAUCCACUACUGAACAAAAAGAUAUUCCCAGUAAAUACAUUAUUAAACGGAUUAACAGAAUGAUACAAUGCUGCACUUAUUCAGAGAUAAAGUAAUUAUCAUACAUACAAUUUGAGACAUAUUUAAGCUCUCUGUCUUUAUCAAAAUACUUAAAUUGUAAAGUAAUGCCUAAUGCAAAAUGCUUUAAAAUAUAUUUCCUUGAGAAAAAUAGAACUUGCAGUACAGAUAUAUUUUAUUCUUAUCAGUGUGCAAUCUGAACUUCAAAGUUAUGAUAAAAAAAAUUCACAUACUUCAAGGCAGUAUUUUCUUGAAACAUUUGUUGUAAUAAAUCUCCUACAAAAUAAUCUUUUUAAGGUAAUAGAACAUGAAAUUCGGAAUAUUUUAUGUAUAUUUUGAAUGUACAUAUUGCUACACCAUCAAUAUUGGAUAAAGUCAGCAUGCCAAAAAAGACAUUUGUUUUUAAUUAUAAGCUUUCUUUUGUUAUCAGCGAAGCUUCCUAAAGAGUAUAUCCAUCACACUUUGUGCAAAAUAUUAAUUGUGUUCAAUAACACUAUGUCAUGCACUUCCCAGAUUUUUGAAAGUCCUGGGGAGCUUUGGACAAGGUUGUGCAUACAUUUUGCUGAAAAAUCUCUUGACAAACUGUGUUAAUUACACAUUUAAAAUGAUAGUCUGACAAUGUAUUAGUAUUUCUUGUGUUCAUAAUGGUAGAAACAUAUCAAAAACAAAAUAGUGAAAGAAGUUUAAUAAAAUGAGUAAUAGUAUGAGUUCAUUUGUACCUGAGAGAGACUUUGGAUGACUUAUUUCUACUAACAUAAAUGUGUAGAUGUUUUACAUAGAGACUUAUAGAAUAAAAAACACAAAAAACAAAGUAAAAAACUUUAUUGAGUCAAUUGAAACCUAAAAAAUACCAUAUACAUAAAAAUAUUGUUUAAUAUAUGAAGCUUUAUAGUGACUUAGCAAUUCUCAGCCCUGGUAAAUUAAAUAAGACAGUAAAUACAGUAAUACUCGGAAGAUCACAUUUCAACUCUUUUGUAUUAGGCAUGCAUGUCAAGUAAGUUGUAUUAGACAAACGAGCAAUACAGAAUACCUAUAAAUCACUUUAGCAUACUAAUGUUAUACUUAUAAGAAUUUUAUAAUUGUAGGAGGAGAGCAAGGAAAUUUUUAGAAUUACUAUAAGGAAAUUUUCAAUUAGUAAUCCUUAAAGCGUUUGACAAUCGGAGAAAAAAAAGAGUGUGAUAAUUAUAUAAAAAAU